Xenia sp. Carnegie-2017 is the source of this 13769-nucleotide messenger RNA. RefSeq lists its product as uncharacterized. Lineage: Eukaryota; Metazoa; Cnidaria; Anthozoa; Malacalcyonacea; Xeniidae. Gene Ontology annotation, molecular function: ATP hydrolysis activity; ubiquitin-protein transferase activity; ATP binding. The record is from RefSeq and is a predicted model, not a curated record.
UGUUAUUAUAAUGGUUUCCAAGAAUACAAGAUAAUUCCAGGUAACGCUAUCCUGAGAGUUCACCGGAUGCGUUACGCUUUACAACAGAGGAAAGCUCAACAUGACAGCAUCUCACAAUUAAAGGUUGUCUUAUUAAAAUGUCUCCGAAAAGAAUAAUCUGAAAUCAGCUGCAACUGUGAAAAUUAUCUUCACCAGACGAUUUCUCAGAAUAAUCAUCGUUUGUGAAUAUCAUUCAAACAUCCACAUUGGUCGAAAACUGGCUUCAAUCUCCACAACUAUACAUAAACGUUUAUAGUGUAGUGGUCAAAAUGGGCAAAGGAAAAAAGAAAAACAAAAGAAAAAGAAAGAAUGGACAAAAUGUCAAUCGCCAGGAAGAGGUGAGAGCAGAAAACGAAGGAAAUUCCUCUUUGCGCCAAGUAGAAGAGGAUUGGGACAAUGAUUUGCGUUCAGAUGACGAAACUCGAACGAAUGAUGCAUCCUGGCUAAGCAUGUCUCAAGAUGGCAGUGGUGAUGCAAGCACUUCCACAUUUGAUAACUCUGGUGUUAGUUCUCCAGAUCAGAAAAACGAUACUGGUGCAUCAUAUGAUGUCAAUGACUACUCCAAUAUGUUCAAAAACGUACCGCCUUUGUUUCAUCAAUUAUUGCACUUAGCCAAACAAAAAAAAAUUGGGGAUAUAGUGCAUCGUUUGUGUAGUUAUGAGAAUCCCGUUUCUUCAGAUCCUGCUGUUAUUGAGGAAUGUAUUCAAUGGGUAAUACACACGAUACCUUUCGUUGAAACUCAACAGCUUUUGUUUCUUUGUGCAUUACUGGGUUAUUUGGCUAAGAUGAGUGGAGUCAGCAUUUUACAUUUACCAAAGAACGACACCACCAAAUCUGCUUGUGAUAAACUGCUUGAUAAUCUCGGUAAUUGCAUAAAAAAGAAGUUUUCACCACCUGGUAAUUUUUUGCCACUACUGGCAAACAGUGCUGGCACAAUCGUCAAAGGAUGUAGCAAACCUGGAUGGCUAACUCUGGCCGCACACUUUGGAUGGUUUCUUGGUAUGGAAUACGUACUCCAGCUAUGGAUGGACGAGUACAAGUACAAUAAACAAGAAUAUAACCAGCUACUUUCUUUAUUGGUCUAUAAUUUGCGAAAAGUAAACUCCCACCAGCAAGAUGUCUAUCAUCAUUAUCUCAAACGUAUUCUGCAGUUUGCCCCUGAUGAUGAAGUGUUGUUUCAACUGUCGCAAGAUAAAGAUCGUGUGUUUCGAUUUUUUCUCGGUCGAGAUCAACGCGAGAAGUUUUUUUUACAGCUUAUCAGGGAGAGGCUAAACAGUGGCAAAGGUACCUUAGCAGAGAAACUAGCAGCCCUUCACCAAUUGCCUGAGAAAAUGCGUGAAAAUUUGCAUAGUGUUAUUUAUGGUAUUGUUCAACAUUAUAUUGACACAGUCGCCGAUCCAUCAUCUGAAGACAUGAAUGCUGUUUUUAAUUUGAUUUCAAAUUUAAGCGUUGAAAGCUUCAAGACGAUUUUACAAAGUGUUUCGAAAUCCCAAUUACCACAUCGAGCCAACCUUUUCCCUCAACUAUUAAAUGAUCCUCGGUUUGAGAGCUAUUUUAGACAAUUAUCGGUCGAUGUUCGAGCUCAGUUUUGCAGGUAUUGGGUUUGUAACCAGGCAGUAUGGAGUAAAGAAAGUGCGGAAAAAGUUAAAGCAACAUGUGAGGCCUUAGACAUUCUUGUCUCAUGUCGUCACAUUUUGUCUGAUGAUAAAGUCAUCGAACGCUUAUGCAAGUGUAUUGUUGAUGACCUACGUAAAAAUGACUUUUUCGUCAUAUUGGAAGGAUCAAAAAACUUCGAUGAUUUCUCUGAGUGUGCUCAGUAUUGUAUUGAAAGGUCAAUCACUGAUACAAUGAAGCGACAUUUGGUGCAAAAUAGCAGUGAAAUUUUCAAAUAUUUUACAAAUGGAGGGAGAAAAGUGUUUGAUAGUUCAUCAUCAUCCGUGGUGAAACGUGUUUUUAAGAUGUUGUGGCAACGUCCAUCUCGGAUAUCAAAAUACGAACUGUGUUUGCUAAAAUGCUCGUUAACUGUUUUGACUCCCCCGAAAGAUGGUGUCAAUAAUGAGAAUGUUGUUGUUCAAAUUCUUCAAUUUUGUGAUAUUUGGGUUGAACUGGUUGCUGCAAAAGAACAUUUUUGUAAAGAGAACGCGUUCAAGGCAUGGGAAAAGAUUUGGAAGGAUAUGGGAAAUCGCAUCAUGCGAGAAGACAUCACGAUCUCCACUUUGAAGAAAAUUGAACCGUAUCAAGAUCAAUUGUCUUUUAUUUUUUGUGGCCUUAACUCUGGAAAUGAAAAGGAACAAAAUAAUUAUACAUCGACCAUCACAAAACUUGUCCAAACCGAGGCAGAUUUUCGUCAAAAGUGUGAUCUUUUAGUGAAAGCAGAGAAUUUUUCUCAACUCGUUUUUCCUAGUUGUUCCUUAAAAGAAAGCAUUAAAAACUAUGAUGAAGAAUCGAGAAAGUUGAAUGAAAUCAACGAGAGUUUUUGGAAACCUUAUGCGCCGUUAUUGCAACAACUAAAGCCUUUGGAAGCGCUACUGAAUUCAGUGUCUUUUUUUAGAAUUGCUAAAAUUUAUCUGCAAGAAAAUCCUCAUGACUUUUACAGUUGUUUAGAUACAAUUGACAGGAAUUUUCAGGUUUCUUUUUUUCAAAAUCUUUCAAAGCAAGGCGUUCAUCGUUUUGAAUUUGAGUGGCAGAAAUUAUUUGGUAACCCAGAUGAUCUGAAAGUCAGUGAAAUCGAUGCUCUACUUGGAAAUAUGGAUCUUAACAAGUUGGAUGACGAAUUGGCUCUUUUGGAAAGCCAUUUUCAGAAAAAGCUUCCAUCAAAUAUUAAAUCAUACCUGACAGGUUGUAUGGAAUUUCCUCGCAUUUUAGAGCAAACAAGACAUAUCAAAGACUUCUUGCAAUCAUUUGGAAUUCGUUAUACCAGUAGAAGUGCAGAUAUUUUGAUGGUGAUGGAUUUUUGUUCAAAAUUUGAUUGUGAACUGAAAGACAUUGUGGUAGAGCAUUUACACAAAUCUAUCAAAAAUAUUCAAAACAUCAUUUCCAAGUAUGAUAUCGACCACACUGAUGUGGUAAUGAUUGAGUUGGUGAAAUCUCCCGAACUUAUUCAAUUUAUUCAAGAAAUUGUUGAUGAUGACAUUCGUGUUCUUAUUGAUGCAGUUGAAGAACAUUCUGAAGAAGCUGUUUCUGCUUCUUUGGUAUCAGAUCUUAUUCAAGUACAUGGCUUCUUGGCUCCUGUUAUUAAAAAAUGCUCUUUCCAUCCCGAUCUUGUCUUGACGACCCUUGUUGGAGAAUGUAAGAAACAAGCUAAUAUAGCCCAAAAGAUUCGCCAAUGCAGCGAACAUGUUCACAGUCUACGAGGAUUGUAUCAAAACGUUGCCAAUCGAGAGGAAAUGACGAGAGAAAUUAUAAGAAACUGUUUGAUUGAUGGAGAAUUUUACAUCAAAUUAGAUGUUGACGGUAUUUGCCAUAUUACAAUGCGUUAUCAGAAAGAAACUAAACAAACAAUGAAGUCAAUGCCCGAACUUCAAGAUUUACGAAGUCGUGCUCAUUUGAUCAUAAGCUCGGAACAAAAUCCUCUUGAAAUUAUUGACAGGGAAUCCAAUGAAGAAAUUGAUUUCCAUGAAUUCAUCGAACGCAUCAAUUUACUCUCAGAAAUUGAAGAAGCAAUCAUUAAUCUUCAGUCAUCAGGUUACGUGAAAUAUCAAAAAAAUUGCGAGUGGAAAUCUUUGUAUGAAAUAAAGCAUCUCGAAGAGCUUAAAACUGCCCUUUACAAAGAUUUGCAUGAGUGGGAGCAAUGCUUACACAAUGCUCGGGAGCGUCAUUACUUUCUGAAUUAUUUUUGGUCACAUCAAUUAAGUGUGCUUUACGAUUUCAUUACUGGUAAAAUUAAUGAUCUUCACACUAUUCUCACUUUAAUGAAAUUUGUCGACCAAACAAUGGAUUUAAAACGAUUGCGUGACUUUGCAAACUUAAAUUGUCAUUAUGAAGCUGCACAAACACCAUACGAAAUCAUUGCAGCCAUUGGCGGUGCACUGGAUGUUAUGUUUUCAGAUAUCUGCCCUCAAUUAUCGUUGAAAAAAAUCUCCGACCACGUAUCUCAUUUGGAACCUAAAGUUUCUGUUCAAAAUGGCGAACUCUACGUUGUUGCCUUAGAAGAAGAAAGUCCACAUACUGUAAACGUGUUGAUGUCUCUUUACGAAAACACAACCAAUGCUUUUCCAGAGCCACAUCAAGUUAUGUUUUGCAAUGAAACCACGCCCUUUGAGCAGUUACAAAUUUUUUUGAAUAGAUGUUUCAAUAACAACAAAAAAUUAGCCUGUGAUAGUUUAUUCUGUCUAGCCAAUGUUGAGCUUCUUUCCAAUGAACUUCAGUUUUACUUGAUUGAUUACAUCAAGAAGAAAGAGUUCCAAGAUUGUGAUCAGGAAUAUUUACUGGCAAUUAUUUGUCGAGGUGGUGCUCAUCAUCAUAUCAUUGAAGAAUUCUCAAAGUUUGUACAUCAUAUCUCUGGUAUGUCGUACCCUGAAAUUGCUAGUCGAUUCAAGAAAACAUGGCCCCAUGUGAAGUGUGUGAUAUCCACGUUACAAGGACUUGGAAAGACAGAAUACAUUCGUAACGAUGCCCUUGAAGUGAGUAUUAAUGUAGUUUCGUUUCCCAUAAGUGGAGAAGUCAUUGAAAGUAAGAUCAUAGAACGAUUGAAGAAUCUUCAUCUUAAAAAGGAUUUCCGGUGUCUCCAUUUUGAUAUUGGUGAAGUUGAUGAUCCAAUUUUGUUGGACACAUUUAUUUUCCAGCUCAUCAUAACGGGAAUGGUGUCUUAUGGUACUCAAAUGUACAGUCUUCAUAACCAGAGAGUUUAUAUCGAAAUAGCCAAUUCGUUGGAUAACUGGUUGGUGGAACGCUUGCAUAUUUCUGGAUGUUUUUGCCGUAUUGAAUUGACAUGGAAUGACUUUAAUGACUUAGAAAUCACAAAUAAAAUCACCAGUAAUAUUCAGGUUGUUUGUCAGUAUUUGAAUAUACUGGAUAAAGGUAAAGUAGAUAACGUAGAUAUUCAUUUUCAUGGUAAUGAAAAAGUUAAACCUUUAUCAGAGCAGAGAUGUCGUGAGUUGCUACGUCAAUACUAUGGAUCGUCAAGUGACCCAACAUUUGCUGCCCUAAAUACAUUCUUGGCUUUUCUUGGUGAUCAGCUGCGAAAACUGUCAAAGAGUGCAUUUUUUGAAGUGGAAAAUUUAAAACUAAUGCUUGAGGAGAACGCUUUUGGUGUACGUAAAAAUCUCCUGCAAACUUUGCUCGAAGUGUCUCAAGAAUUUUCUUCCCGGUCUUUAACAACACGUCAUUCCACUCGUAUGCAACAGAAUUCGUCAUCGACUGCACAGAGCAUGGUUCAUAGAGUGGAAGGAAUGAUUCAGUGGGAACAAAGUAAUCAUCUGUUAAUUGUUUUUCAAAGUAUUGACUCUCAAACAGUCGCAGCUUUUUAUCGUGAAAAAUCAAAAGUUCCUUCAAAUAUUUGUGAACUACUUAAAAGUCAAACAGUGGGUGAAAAAAGUAAAGAGCUUGUUGAUUUUAAAGAGUUGAGUCAUAAGGAUUUACAUAAAAUGCUGGAGAAAAUUGCCUGCACGAGAUAUUCACAAGGGAACAUGGCAUCUGAUUUCUCAGGUUAUGCAUUGACGGCAGACAACAUGUUGAAGAUGAUUUUAAUAAUACUUCGUGUUAGAGCUAAGAUUCCUAUCAUUAUCAUGGGUGAAACUGGUUGUGGAAAGACUAGUCUUGUUCAAUAUUUGGCGUCAACUUGUGAUAUUCCAUUCUCAAUAUAUAAUUUUCAUGCUGGUCGCACUGACAACGAAAUAAGGGAAUUUGUUGAAAAGGAAAGCGAUAAAGCCCAAAGCGCUACUGGUCAAAGAUGGAUAUUCUUGGAUGAAAUCAAUACAUGCCACCAUCUUGGAUUGAUCAAUGAAAUAAUGUGUCAUCAUACUUUACUUGGGCAUCCAAUUUCCAGAAAACUGAUCUUCAUUGCUGCUUGUAAUCCUUACAAACUGCGAUCGCCAGAAAGUUCAUCCACGGCUGGCCUUGAAGGUAAAAAGGUUGAUGAUGAAUAUUCAAAAUUAGUUUAUCGUGUUCAUCCUUUGCCAGAAUCCAUGGUUGAUUACGUUUGGGAUUACGGGUCAUUGACGCCACAAGAUGAGAAAGUUUACAUUGGAAGAAUGGUGAAUGAAUUUCCUGGAGAAUACCAGCAAGUUUUAACCGAGCUUCUUGCUUCAUCUCAGAAUUUUAUACGGGAUGCUGAGAAGAAUCCAUUCUGUGUAAGUUUACGUGAUGUUCGGCGUUGCAUUCAUCUUGUGACGUGGUUUAUUGAUACGUUAAAGACACGAAAAAUGUUAAUGGAAGAAAGAGAAAGAAACGGUAAAUCAACUCCAACUUUUCCAGGUCAUUUGGAAAAAUAUAAAAAUCGUUCGAUGAAGUACGAUAGUUAUCCAGAAAUAAAAAGUAUUGUUCUUGCUCUUGCUCAUUGUUAUUUGUCAAGAUUGUUUAGAGAUGACUUGCGUAGAGCUUACAUACAGAGCCUGACACCUUCACUUGCAUCAAUUGACGUAGACAAAAAAAGUUUUAUAGCCAUGAUUCGCAUGGAGCAAGAAGAUUAUCUUUCACGUAUUGAGCUUCCAGAAGGAACAGCGAGAAAUGCCGCUCUUCGUGAAAACGUUUUUGUCAUGUUAGUAUCAAUUCUCAAUCGUAUUCCUGUGUUUGUUGUGGGAAAGCCAGGUUGCAGUAAGUCAUUAGCAAUUCAAUUGAUUAGAAGUAAUCUUCGUGGAAAAGAUUCAAAAGACGCAUUCUUUAAAACGCUACCUCAUCUCUAUGUCGUCUCUUACCAAGGAUCAGAGUCUUCUACAUCUGAAGGUAUUGAAGAAAUUUUUCAAAAGGCUUCAAAUUACAAAAAGCAUAACAGCGAAAGCAACGUAUUACCAGUGGUUUUAUUGGAUGAAGUUGGAUUGGCAGAAAAUUCACCAAACAAUCCUCUGAAAGUAUUGCACAGUAUUCUUGAACCAGGAAAAGGAGAGUUACCAGAGGUUGCAGUUGUCGGUAUUUCCAAUUGGGCUUUAGAUGCAGCAAAAAUGAACCGGGCAAUCCAUUUAUCUCGACCUGAACCUUCAGCAAAAGAUCUUGGUGAAACUGCCAUUUCUCUUUAUCAAGGUGACAAGAAAUCAGAAGAUGAUAUUGAUAAGUCAACUGAAAAAGUUCUUCGUUUGAUUGCAGAAGCUUAUCAUGUGUACCGUUUAAAGCAAUUGCAUCCUAAUUUCCAUGGUCUUCGUGACUACUACUCUCUUGUGAAAAGCCUUAAGUGGGGCAGCUGUUCUGAUAUGGAACAGAUAAACAUCGCCCUGAAACGAAAUUUUGGAGGUAUUCCCGAAGAAACAAGUAACGUUCAAGAAGUCUUUAAUGAAAGAUUGAAGACUGUAAUUUCUGCUAGCAAGACUGAAAGUUACAUUCCAAUUACACGACUUAUUGAAGAGAAUAUUAAAGACUUGAAAGCAAGACAUCUUAUGCUCAUUUCAAAUGGUGAUUCUGCUAUUGGCAUACUAAAGCAACAUGUUUCUUACUCUGCAAAGGAAACUAUCACAAUUUUUGGCAGCAAUUUUGAAGAAGAUCAAUCUGAUGAUUACAACUAUAGAAUUUUAAGUCGAAUCAUACUUUGUAUGGAACGUAAUUGCAUUCUCAUUCUUCGUGAUCUUGAAUGUAUAUAUGGAAGUUUAUACGACAUGCUGAAUCAAAAUUAUUCUGUUGUUGGAGGAAGAAAAAACUGUCGAGUUGCCCUUGGUGCCAACAGCAAUCCCAUGUGUUAUGUAAACGAUGGAUUUCGCUGCAUUGUCCUUGUUGAUCACGAUCAAGUCGAUUAUUCCGACCCUCCAUUUCUGAACAGAUUUGAAAAACAACUUCUUCGUUUUUCGGAUAUGUUAAAUGAAACCCAACAUGACAUUAGGAAAGAAUUAGAGUCAUGGCUUCACCAAAUGUCGAGUGUAAAAGGUUUUAGAGAUAAGUUCAAGGAAAAGGAUGUGUUCAUUGGUUUUAACGAAGACACGUUGCCAUCAUUGGUUCUGUAUCACAGUCAUGAUUCUGAAGAGCCAGAGGAAGUCGUCAUGAACAAGUGCAAAGAUGAUCUUAUGUGGAUUGCAACACCUGACGGAGUUUUACGCACUGUUGAAAGUGAUCGUUAUAUGGAAGAUCCACGAGAAGUAGAGAAGCUUUCAAAUGAAUAUUUUGAAAAGCCAAUUCACAACGGACUUGCAUCAUUUUUAUCGCAUGUUGUGAAACAUCAACACUUAUUUUAUGAUGCGGAAAGUGAAGCUUGUUCAAUAACAUUAUUGAUGACGCAUGCCACAGUGCACACAGAUAUCAGUCAUUGCCUUCGCAUGGAAAAUAUGUCUUUUCAACUUGAGCGACUUGGAGCCUAUAAGUCUGGUAAGCAACUCGAAGACAGAAUACAUCUUUUUUUUACAUCUGACAAAGAGCUUUUAAUCAUUCAAUGCAAACCAGAACUGGAUGCAGAACAUAUGCUUCUCACUCGAUCAAUCAUUGAAGAUAAACGAAAUGCUUACUUUAAGUCAUUUAGGGAAGCUCAGUACACUAUGCAAAGGAAACACGUCUGCAUGAUUGUCCACGUGCGUCGAGCAUCUCGUGAAAAUGCGCCACGAUGGCAGUUAAAUUUCCUUAGUGGAUGGAAGCAAGUUUUUCUUGAUACACUAGAAGUACCAUCAAUUCCAGUGAAUGAAAUGGUUGACAAAAGUAUCGACGACAUUCUUUCCAACUCAGUUUGGUCAUUUCAUAGAUUUGCUGUUAACUGUAUUGUAUGGUGUUUCAAUUGUUUAAAGUAUUCACAUAAUGCAAGAAAUCAAGAGAGUGUGUUACGAAUCGCGAAACACUUAUUUGCAUCGGAUGAUGUUAGUAAGACUAUUCAGAAUCUUGUUUUAAAGGAAUCAACCAACUAUAUUGGAAACACAAAUGAGCAAUGGCAAGUCAAAGUUGCUUGUGACGUGGAACUUCUUUGUAAUUCUUCAACACUUUCCUUUGCCAUGGAACAACAUCUAGCAUUGUUUGUACGUCAGCCUUUAGCAAAGCUUGUUUACUUUUUGGAAAAUGAAAACUCCUGGCCACCUCACCUUCUGAAUAAAGAUGUUGCAGAUGAUGAAGAAAUGUGGUGUGAUCUUUUAUCUGAUAAAUCAAUAUUCGACUUUAAGAAAAUUCCUGAAUGCAAAGGAGUGGAUUCGUACUCCAUUGAAGGAAUACGUCAUGAUUUGAUGGUUCCAUUCAGUCAGGUGAUUGCGAAAAGAAUGGAAAAAGCACGUAGCUUCAUCAUGAAAGAAUACGCUGAAGCCAUGGAGAUUGAAAAUAAUUUUGAUGAAAAUGGUGAAUUAAAAAAAUCGGUUCUACUUGAGCAACUUCGGCGACACUCUAUUGCUUUGCGGAAACAUGCGCCUUGCGUCAUCCAUUUGUCAGAAAACCAUGUAAGUUCUUAUAUGGCUGACAUGUUCGACAUUGCAUCAGGAGAUUUUCACGACAAAAUAAACAGCGAGCAUAGAAUUUCUGUUACGAUGUGUGCCUUCUUAUCUUUUGCUAAACAGUGGUGUCCAUUUGACUUUGAAGACUACGUUCAAUUCUUCGCUUUGCUUCACUUGUUUCUAUGGAUAUCUGGUAAACAAUUAAAUCGGAUUUUGGCAUUAGUUGAUUGUUUUCUUGAAUUUGAUUUUACAAAGUAUUUGGACGAUUUUGUCCAAGAAUAUUUUGAAAAUAAUAAGACAAAUCUGCCCAUCGACUUUCUGGAUAAAAGACUGUUUCUAAGCAACAUGGAGGAAAGUGAUGACAGUGGUAGCGAGAGUGAUGUCAGUGACAGCGAGGAUUCGUCUAGUGAUGAAGAAGACGAUGAAGAUGAGGACGAAGAAGACAAUGAAAAUGAAGACAAUGAAGAUGAGGACGAAAAAAGUUUUGAAGAGUUAUUGGUCAUUUUGAUCUGUGAUAAAAUGUUUCCUUCAAAGGAAUCAGUGUGCGAAAAUGGUGGAGUUAGUGAGGGUGAUGAACAAAAUUUCGUAAUUUUACAUUCAUUUAUGUCUCAGUUUUAUAGCCGUUGUGUUGAGGCAAACACCGAAAGGCAGUCAUCGCGUCCAAUCAUUGAUUAUAUUUUUUCUCUGAAAAACGAAGAUUUGCGUAGAAUGACUCCUGUCCUUUAUCGUUUGUUGUACACGGAAGAAGCAAAAUGCCCUGGAAUAUUUAUCGAUAUUAUUUUGGCGCAAAAAGUAGACGAAAGCAAGUCAUGUCUUCGUGACAUUGACAACACAUUGAAAGAGCAUUUAAAAGAGAAAGAGAUUAACCAUGACUCAUAUGCAGCAGUUAUGAUUUGCGACUUAAUUCAUUUCAUUCAAUGCUUCGACGAAAACUUUGACAUAGAAGACUUGAGUACUGAGAGUAAAUUGAUGAAAUGUCUUCGCUCUGCAACAAACAUGGUAACUGGUACUGAAGAUGCCUUUGGCUUGGUUCUUCUGUCAUCCGUCGCAUUUCUACGAGGAUUUUACUGCAUGCUAUCUAAACACUCCUAUCUCUUCUCCCGUGAAACACAAUACUCAACCAUUUUGUGGGAAAUAAACUCACUUUGAGGUGAUGACGAAAGGCACUACUCCAUUCGAACAUUCUUUUUAAAACAACUUCUUGCAUCCGGUCUGACCAUGUAUGAACUUCAACAGUUAUGUUGUGCUAGUAAUCAAUUACCAGUUAUGAAAAAUAUGUUCCAACAAGGCUGUGACUUUGCAAAGGUCGAGUUUACAUUUGUCUCCCAGAUGGAUAAAUAUGAAGAGUUGAAAGAAGCCCUUAGGUCAUCCUCUCACGGAAAUGAUGUAGAAUUACUUGGUAUUGCCAGAAAAUGUGAAAACUCCUCCAAAGAUCGUCUAACGUUACUAGGGCUCAUUAUGAAUACUUUUUACGUUAAACGAGCAGCUGGUAAUCUUAAUGAUAAUGAAGAAAAGUUGGCGAGAAAAUUGUUCGAAAAAUUCAAACAUUUUCCACAUCCUAUGAAGCAUCUAAUUUCAAAAUUACUUAGCUUGGAAAAAUUCAGUCAUUAUGGUUUACAAACUUCUUCAGAGUCACCUGCCAACAAAAUUGACAUUAGUUUAUUAAUACUUCAUGUAUUGUGUGUUGUUUUGAGCAGUUUUGAAAUUGAAAACUCUCCAUUGCUUCGAUAUGUAAUCCAUUCAGAAAAAUGUCAGUCCACCAGGAUUCUUGCUUCUAGAAAUGACGAAAAAGCCAGAGUAUUAGACCAGUUUCGUUUUGUAAAUGAAGGUUCUACAGUAAACUGCGUGUGCAAGUUACACUUACAAUAUCAUGGUCAAAUGAAAAAAUGUCCCAAUUGUGGUACAGAAGUGGACGUCAAGGAUCGUGAUAAUUCCCUCUCUGAUGAAACAGUGAAAUCCUAUUUCCACAGCACCGAGUGUAAAGAUUGGGAAACAUGCACUGUGAACAUGGAGCCGUCUGUCUAUCGAGCGUUACAUUUGAUUGUUAACGCAUGCUUUUAUGGAGGAAUUGCAGUUGGACUGUCUUCGAAUGAAGUGAUACUGAAAACUCUUUUUCCUGAGAAUGAAGAUGGAAGUUUAGCAGAUGCCUGUCUUAAUCAGAUAAACGAAGAUCUAAAAUGUUUGCAGACUAUUCUUUCUUGUAAGAGACAAACUGCAAUUGAUGUAAUGAAUUUAGUGGUUGAAGAAUCUACUCCACUGCUUCAAGGAGUUGUUCAAAGUGGAAAUACAUUGAUAAAUAACGCAGAAUGUGUGCAGUGGGAAAGCAAGUUCAUUGAAGUAGUGAGCGAAAUCGUCUUCAAAGCCUUUGGAUCAGCAAAACCGCUCAAAGAACAGAGAAUGAAGGCAAAGUUAAAGAUUAUGGCACUUUCUAAGAUUGAAUAUGAAAUGCAAGAGCUUGACCAAUAUCCCACUGAUUUUGAUGAGCAAAAUAAAAAAUUGAAAAGAUUGUUUCGUAUCACAAGAGAACCGUCCUUUGCAGACUUGCGAGCAAUAUUUUUCAAUUAUUCUAAAGAAAAUAGCAAGGAAUACCCUGUUCUAGCUGUUUUGUUGUCUUGGUUUGACGAGCUUCCUUAUCUUGCUUGUUUAUAUCCUCUGCUAAAGUGGACACGUUUUAUCACAUCCAGGUUGACCCACAGUAUCAGUCGCAAAGAAGCGCAGAGCCGUCCUAUCAGUGAUUUUAUACAUUCAGAUUUGCAGGCUGGAGAAAGCGAUGGCUUAAAAGAACAAAAAGAAGUGUUUAAUAAGUUCAAAUAUGCGUGGAAUGAAAUGCAUGAGAUCUUGAAUCAGCACCUGGACGACAAUAAAAAGAUGCCUUAUAUUAGCGAAGAUGAUGCUAUUGGCUACUGCCUUUUAGAUGGCGACUUGAGUGUGUAUUUGAAAACAGCAAUAAAAAUUCUACAGUCAAUGCAGAACAGCUUUUUAGACUCUAUGGUCGCGACUUCAUUGAGAACGAAACAUCCAGCUGUUAGUUUCCUUACAAAAAGCGAGAACUGCUGUGGUGUGACGUCAAUAUCACUACAAGAUGUUAAAGAAAAAGAUAUCAUCAAUAUUGAGUGGUCAAACAAAUACCUGAGGUACACACAAAAUCCAGAGUAUGGUUGUGGAGAAGAUAUUGAUUAUGAUUUUGAGCAGAUUGAAAACAUCUUGACUAAUGAAGUGGUUCUUGGAAAACUUUAUCUUACAGAUAUUUCAAGUACAUUCAUAUUUUCCCAUGAACUCUUUCAUUCCAGUGCUAAUGUAUUAAUGAAGAUUCGUGAGUUGUGUCCACAAAGUCCAACUCUUCCUGAAGGUAUUGAUCAGGGAAUAGAGACACUUAAAGAACGCAGAAAACAAGAUGCACGUAACUUACUUCAAAACAUCGAGAUUAUCAUAUAUUUACUGCAUUCUGAUCCCAAAUCCAUCGAAGAAAUUCAAAAUAUGGAACUUGUUGAAUUCGCUGACAAAUUUAAAGAUAAGCUUCCACGUCCGUUUCCGGUUGACUUGUUACCUGAACCCAAGAAAUCCAUUCAUCUUACUCAUAUUGCAGCUCUGUAUGAAGCGUUAGAAGACGUGCUUGCCGAUGGUACCAUCGAAAGUCUGCCGAAACAUUUUGGAGUUGUUUUGACAGAUGAAGUAAAGAAACAACUAGAUAGUUUAGUCCACCACAGAAAUGGGCAAAUCAAAGCAAAACAGUUUCUUCAAGUGUUACGUCGUUUUGCAUUUCGUUAUCUGUCAGCUGAAAAAUUUCAUCCUGAAGCCAAAACACCUUUACGCAGUUGUCUGCAAGAACCGUCAUUGUGGACACCAGGCGAUGUUCCAGAAACAAAUGUCAUCCCAAAGGAGUUAGUGCUGGGAAAUAUUCAUUCAAUUAUUAAACAUCUACAACAGCAACAAUCCGGGCAGAGAAGUAGCGUGCAAAAUGAUGGAAGAAAUCUGCCUGUCGUAUCCAGUAAAAGAAAAAACGAUUGGCAAUUAAAUUUUUCGUUAGUUAUUACGUCAUUGACGUACAUUUCAUUUACAAGUCACAAUUAUAUAAAAUAAUGAUUCAUUAUGAUUGUAGUUAGAGAUAAUUAGUGAGUAUAACAGUUAAUUAAAGCAUAAAAUUGCAUAAAUAAAAUUAAAGUAGAUUUGGUCCAUGUAACAGUUAAGACAAACAUUGCCACAUAUAUUUUGUGGGCAAUUGAUGCAAUUCAUUAAAUUUUAUAAUCGGUA